This is a messenger RNA of Talpa occidentalis (Iberian mole), 659 nucleotides long. It is a transcript of the gene TNP2, whose product is annotated as transition protein 2. The transcript has 2 exons. Gene Ontology annotation, cellular component: nucleus; nucleosome. Gene Ontology annotation, biological process: acrosome reaction; spermatogenesis; penetration of zona pellucida. Lineage: Eukaryota; Metazoa; Chordata; Mammalia; Eulipotyphla; Talpidae. Bases 73 to 477 code for a protein of 134 amino acids. The record is from RefSeq and is a predicted model, not a curated record. Gene Ontology annotation, molecular function: zinc ion binding; DNA binding.
AGGCCUCUGCAAAUCUGGGUGUGCUGGAAGUGGGGGAGGAGGUGGCCUCUGCCCCUCCAAGUGCAGCCUCCCAUGGACACCAAGACACAGAACCUUUCCAUCACCCACACCCAGCCUCACAGCAACUCCAGGCCCCAAGGCCACCCCUGCAGCCAGUGCAACUGCAGCCACCACUGCCAAAACUGUAGCCAGAGCUGCAGCCGGAGCUCCAGCCAGAGUCCAGCCAGCCACUGCAGCACAGUGGCUUCCCCGAGCCAGAGUCCCAGCCCCAGCCUGCCACCCAGGAAUCACAAACACGCCAUGCACCCCCACCACUGCCGCCUGCGGCCCACCACCCAUUCCAGCAGCUGCCCCAAGAAGAGAAAGACCUUGGAAGGAAAGGUGAACAAGAGGAAGGUACUCAAGAAGAGCCAGCGGGGGCACAAGACAAAGAGGCGGGGCUCAGGUAACUUUCAAGCAGGACAGAAGCGCAAGUGAGAUGGUUCCCCACGGCUUGUUCCUGUGUCAGUUUCACUCAAUGGAGAAAUGUCAUCACGCGUGGAAUGCUAGGCGGAAGUCAAACUUUUUGCAGGAACAUGUUACUACAGUGAUUUCUAUGCGGCAAUGAUUAAAGCGUACACUGGAUGGCCGUCCUUGAGUGGCAUUUUGAUUUCGCUAAU